GGUCGACUCUCUCGCAACACGAAUCAAAAGGUUGAUCUUCUCUCUCAGCUGUUGAAUUCGAAUCAUGAUAGAAUCCACCGCUCCAAGAAGCUCAAGAAUCUGCUCAAUAUCAAAAAUGAGCUUCUUCAGUACAGUAUCUGCAUCGCAAAAUGUACGAAUGGCCAUCUUAGUCGCGACACCCUUCCAUGCGUAUAGCAUGGCGCUGAUGCUGAGUUGGUUACAAGCACGUUCGCCAUAAAAUCGGAUUUCUUGUAGAUUGGCAGUGACGAGGCUUCGUUGUGUGGCUUGGUCGUACAUGAACUCGAUGACUUUUGGCCGACCUUUAGCCUCCCAUCCAUCGACUGUUUUCUUGAUGGAAUCCACCGUCAAUCGACCUUGACCAAAUUGGAUCAUGAGGAACUUGUUGGCCGUAUGGACAAUCAUGAGUUCAAGCUCCAUCAGGAUUCUUGCUUGCUCAGCGGGUGGAAGAGAAAUGGAAGGAUGAUAGUUCUUGUCGUGGAUAUUUCGGGGAACCCUCUUGGGAGUCAUGUCUGCUUUCUCAGCCUAAACAAAUCAGCAUGGUAUCUCUUGGAAGGAAUCAGCACAACUCACGAUUUCUCCAAGCUUGCUCUUGAGUUUGUCCAUCAUGCCAGGUUUCUUUCGACUAUCUGAGGACCUGCUGACGCUUCGAUUACUCGAGAGUUUCUUGGGACUUUGCUUGACGUUGGUCGCUUCUUCCGGUGUGACUCCAAAAAAGCCCUUCUCGCCAAACAACUUCUUCAUUGGGGAGCGAGAUCUCUUUUUUGGACUACGAUCAGGACUUGGGCUUCUGAUAAGGGAAUCGGUCUCUUUUCUGGCAUAUCUACCAUUUGCCUCGUCUCUCUCAUAUACAGUCUCAGGAGAUUUGUUGGGUGAGCUGGUUUGGUGACGGUCAUACGGAGAUGAUAUGGGCGAUACUUGUUGGACCUGAGAGUGAGCUUUUGUGCCAGUUGGUAAGUACGCGCGCGUAUAGCCUUGUAAGGUGGUUGCUUGAGAUUCAUAAAGUAUAUCUCUACGACCUCUUGUAGGCGUGCUCUGGCUAUUGUAAUGGUUUUGAUGAAAGUGUCGUGGCGAUGCGCGUCCAUUGGAUUGUUGGCGAUCACGAUGAACGGUGUCUUCAUUUGUAUUGCGGCGGACUGGCGACGUGGAUUUGCACUCUCCAUGUGAACGAUCAUUGCGCUGUGGUGACGCAGUCCUACGUUUGCCUUCAACUUUGCGGUUACUGCUGCGAGCUGCUGAUGGCCCAGCUACAGGUUCACCUCUGUGAAGUUGUUCAAGUGCAGGUGGCCAGACAGUUCCAUACUCUCCGUAGGUACUGCGGACGGGAGAACUUUCAAUUGGUGUUACCAAGGCUCUAUACUCUGCUGCCUUACGCUGCAGUGCUGGUGAUGGCUGUUCUACCGCCCAGUCCAUGGAAGAUAGUUCGGGGGUGGAAGGACAUCGUUGAAGUUCAUAACCUGUGAUAUCUUCUGCGUUGAGUGGGCUUGGUCGAGGUCUCGUUGUCUUCUUCUCUUCCUGGGAGUGAGAGUUCUUGAAAUGGCCCAUUCGUGGAGUGGAGUACGAGGCUGGUGAGCUUCCAGGUCUCUGGAUGAAGUCGGUAAUUCGAGUUUGACGAGAUUCACGAAUAAGAGGAGAAGCAGGAUCGAACUCGUAUGGGUUGAUAUGGACUGCGACUUGGUUGGAUCUGGAUCGGUUUCAUGGUCAGUAUCUUGACAGGAAUGUUUGUUUGAAAGUCGAAAACGCGUCGCCAACUUACGGUUCAGGUGGUGCGAUGACCUUCUUUGGUCUCAAAGAUAAAGUCCAAGCUUGGGACUCAACAGGUACAAAGUCUCCCAUGAUGGCUGAAGAGGAAUCGGAGCGGUCUCUUGCCUUGUCGCUCGAAACUGAAUAAGUGGAUGCGCUGCCUUCGGGCUUGGGAGAAUCUUUGGCGACAAUACCACUGAAGUAUGUCUGUACACAAUCGCCGAGUGCAGAAUACGCGUUAUUUGCAAGAGCAGGAGUAUAUUCAGCCAUGUUUUCGAGAUCCUCGCGGUCUUUUUGGUGUGGUUGAGAAAAACGUGCGCCUGUUCGAGCCUGGUAUGCUAUAUGCCGCUCACAUGGGUCAUCUCGUUGACUUGGCUGUUUGCGAAGUUGUAGUGGUCUAACUGGCGAAACCUCUCUAUGCAGGUUGGAAUUUUCCUUUGAGGCCAUCAUGCGAGAUGCAACUUGUGAAAGUGAAAUCAAGUUGCGAUUGUGGUGUUGGUAUUGUUUGUUGAAGUAUUGUCCAUGGUCUAUUGAUGUUUUUAUGAUUACGCAAUUAGGACGUGGUUGACUUCUCGCUUCACGACCUCUGGGCUCCCCAGCAACGAGCUCUUGUCGGACCCUUAUCAAUUUUCACUUUGGAUAUAUCUCAUUGGCCACAGAAAAGGAUGCAUUUUCAUAUUCACUUCUACGUUGGCCCCAUUCUUUUGUGCCUACUCCGACAGCCACCACCCACUGACUCUAUCUCAUGUUAUGAAAAAAGCACGUCUUGUCAUACUGAGAAACGCAAGUCUUCCGACGCGCCCAACUCUGGUAAACUGAACUUUGAUCUCUAUCUAGAUAUUCAAAUCCUCUUAGGGUCGGAGGCUCUUCUCUUGGAACGACGUUGGCUUCACACAGUUUCCUGCGACUUUCCUGCAAAUUUCCUAGGCGCAAUCGGUUUCUCUGUCGCAGGAUAGACGGUGCAUCUAUCUUCUUAAUAGCACUCUCAAGCUCAAGGUACUGUAAUCCAGACCCAUCCACUAUCGUACUUAGCAAAGCUUACAAAUAACAGAUGGCCUCACUGCGAAAACCCCAUAAAGUGUUAAGACAAGAAAUCUUUGAACUUUGUCUUGUUGAGAAUCCACCAUCUGAGCUAUACCACCAGAUUACGCACCACGCCAGCCCAGCCCUCCUAAUUGCUCUUCGAGGAGAAGAAGACCUCUACAAAGAGGCUCUUUAUGUCUACUACAAGGAAAAUGUGAUGUACCUGCAAAGCGUACCUCUUGGAUGCCCCCAAGACAUUACAGAGAAGGGACACACUGCUGUUGAAAGUAUCCGCCACCUUGGGUUUGACAUAAAGUAAGCCUUUCGCUAUUGUGUCUUCUUCCAAAUAGGUGGGAGGGGGGAGAGGCGGGCGGCUGUUUUAGAAUAGCACAUUUACUUACAGGACCAAUAGCACUGUUACCAGCUUUUUCGUAGAAGUUUCGGGUCUCCAAGGUUAUCCUGUAAACAGUGUCGAAACCAUCCGGCUCAAUGCUUCUCACAAUGAUACUACUGUACUUUCCAUUGGCCGUGGUGUACGCCAACUCGGAUUGUACGCAAGUACACUGAAGCAAUUCAGUCUCAAUGUUACGGUAUCAAAUGUCAUCCAACCCGUAAGCGAGAGGGUGAUCCAGCAAUGGAAGAGGAGGAACGAGCAAUUGCUCGUGGAGAUUGACCAGAUCUUUGGUGUAGAGCGGAGAGAGGUGGUGCUGCCAGUUUCGUGGCUGCCGGGGUGGCCAACCUCUCUCCAAUCUGGCGUUAAUUAUACCUGGGAGGCGGGAUCUGGAUAGGUUUUGACGUAUAAUGGUGUUAAAUAAGGGGGAGUAUAGUCUGUAGGAAUAUUGUAGCUACG
Messenger RNA from Hymenoscyphus albidus, 3634 nucleotides. The record is from the annotation of a GenBank genome assembly. Lineage: Eukaryota; Fungi; Ascomycota; Leotiomycetes; Helotiales; Helotiaceae.